Orussus abietinus is the source of this 5982-nucleotide messenger RNA. RefSeq names its product potassium voltage-gated channel protein Shab (gene Shab). Gene Ontology annotation, molecular function: delayed rectifier potassium channel activity; protein binding. The coding region runs from base 667 to 4092 and encodes 1141 amino acids. Gene Ontology annotation, cellular component: membrane; voltage-gated potassium channel complex. NCBI's taxonomy places the organism in Eukaryota, Metazoa, Arthropoda, Insecta, Hymenoptera, Orussidae. The record is from RefSeq and is a predicted model, not a curated record. The transcript is spliced from 12 exons. Gene Ontology annotation, biological process: potassium ion transmembrane transport; protein homooligomerization.
CGAGGUUCCACACCCGGCGCUCGACCCUGCCACGGAGAGCAGGAGGCCCAGGAAGAAAGGGGUCGCUCUCCUCCCGCGUGGAUCGGCCACCCGCGGAAAUCAAUAGGCACUCGGCGCGCCUCCGGGAGAACGCCGCGGCCUCUCGAGGAGGACAGCCGAUCCGGACCGAUCGAUAGGCAAUCGGGCGCGCGAUCGCGGCUUCUCGCGGGCAAUCUCGGCCCAGCCUUGACCAGGUGGCUCCUUCGCAGUUUGCGCCCCAGGCUCGACCCGAUGCUUACUUCGCGGAAGCCUUCGGAUCGAUCGGCCGUUAAGUCGAGACAAGCAUGACACCAUUCCGGUGGUUCUUCUGGUCCGGCCAAUAUCCCAAAAAUCCUGAAAAGUCGCCCUCGGACGCCAAGGAGUUCCGGCCGAGGUGACGCGAUCCCCAGGGGACCCGGACACCUUGCAAACCCUCCUCUGGAGUUCCGCCACGCAUCCGGAACCCCGUCGACCGGAAAAAAGGAACCACUGUUCAGGUCCUGGAUGGACGCGCCCUUCUUGCAGGCCGGAGAGGCCGGCUAGGUUAGAGGCGACAAGAUGGCGGCCAGAACCGUCAUGGCGGACUGGGGCCUGCGGCCCUCGUAGUGUUGCCCUCUAGCGACCGGCCGGGGGCUCGCGGACAGUCCCAUGCUGUCCGACGGGAGGCCCGAUGACGAAACGGCCGUCGACCACGAUCGAAAUGGGUUCCUACCGGCGAUGUGCUCGGCCUCGUACGUCAUGGCGACGGGCGAGGGCGCGGGGUACGAGAGCACGGUCUCGGCGGCGAUGGGGAGCGUCGCGAUGGUCCCGGCGUAUACGGGGACCGCCGGGGCCGGAUACGCCGCGUUCGCCGGAUACGCUGGCGGGCCCGGUGGGAUCGGCGGACUCCCCGGUCCCAUCGGGCCCGGGAAGGAGGUCCGCUACGUGCCCUUCUCCGGCCCCGUGCAGACGCCUCCGGUACCACCUCCCCCGCCGCCUCCCCCGCCCCCACCCCCGCCACCCCUGCCCCUGCAGAUGCAGCAGCGGGCCUACUCGAGGUCGAUGACCUCUCUGCCGCCGGAGCCCUUCAUGAUCAUGCGGUCCAAGGCCCUCAACCGUCGCGUCUCCAUCAACGUCGGAGGGGUGAAGCACGAGGUCCUCUGGCGCACGCUGGAGAGGCUGCCGCACACUCGAUUGGGUCGUCUCCGGGAUUGCAACACCCACGAGGCCAUCACCGAGCUCUGCGACGACUACUCCCUCGUCGACAACGAGUACUUCUUCGAUCGCCAUCCCAAGUCGUUCAGCUCGAUCCUGAACUUCUACCGCACGGGGAAGCUCCACCUGGUCGACGAGAUGUGCGUCCUCGCGUUCAGCGACGACCUCGAGUACUGGGGGGUCGACGAGCUCUACCUGGAGAGCUGCUGCCAGCACAAAUACCAUCAGAGGAAGGAACACGUCCACGAGGAGAUGAGGAAGGAGGCCGAAUCCCUUCGCCAGAGGGAGGAGGAGGAGUUUGGGGAGGGCAAGUGUGCCCAGUACCAAAAGUGGCUCUGGGACCUGCUGGAGAAGCCCACCACCUCCAUCGCCGCCAGGGUGAUAGCUGUGAUAUCGAUACUCUUUAUCGUGCUAUCGACGAUAGCGCUUACACUCAACACCAUUCCUAGCAUGCAAGUGAACGACGAGAAGGGGAACUUCCAGGACAAUCCGCAGCUCGCGAUGGUCGAGGCGGUGUGCAUAACGUGGUUCACCCUCGAGUACGUCCUUAGGUUCAGCGCCUCGCCAGACAAGUGGAAGUUCUUCAAGGGCGGGCUGAACGUGAUCGAUCUACUGGCUAUCCUGCCGUACUUCGUCUCUCUCUUCCUGGUAGAGACGAACAAGAACGCGACCGACCAGUUCCAGGAUGUGCGAAGGGUGGUCCAGAUAUUCCGAAUCAUGAGGAUCCUGAGGAUCCUGAAGCUGGCCCGGCACUCCACGGGCCUGCAGAGCCUCGGGUUCACCCUGAGGAACUCCUACAAGGAGCUCGGCCUGCUGAUGCUCUUCCUGGCCAUGGGCGUCCUGAUAUUCUCGAGUCUGGCCUACUUCGCCGAAAAGGACGAGCAGGGCACCAAGUUCAUAAGCAUUCCGGAGACCUUCUGGUGGGCAGGCAUCACCAUGACAACCGUAGGAUACGGUGACAUAUACCCCACCACUCCGUUAGGCAAAGUGAUCGGCAGUGUGUGUUGCAUAUGUGGUGUCCUGGUAAUUGCGUUGCCCAUUCCGAUAAUCGUUAAUAACUUUGCCGAGUUCUACAAGAACCAGAUGAGGCGCGAGAAGGCUCUCAAGCGCCGCGAGGCGCUCGAGAGGGCUAAGAGGGAGGGGAGCAUUGUCUCCUUCCACCACAUCAACCUAAGGGACGCUUUCGCUAAGAGCAUGGAUCUCAUCGACGUGAUCGUCGACACCGGUCAUAACAUGUCCGGCGUGGAUGGCAAUAGCACUGAAGGCGAGUCAGCCUGUGGUCGUGGGCCGGCGCAAACAGGACCCGGAUGUUACCGCAAUUACGAACAUUACAGCCUCUCGAGACACCGGCGAAGCGCCUCCUCCUGCUUUCCCGUACUACCGAACGAAUCUUCGAUCUCGCCAGACAGUCCCAAUCAUCGUCUCCUUGACUUUGCCCAAAAUAUCUCUAGCAAUCGGAACGACGAUUACUUCGAUGACGUUCUGGCCCAGAACUCGAAUCAAGGCAAUACGACACCCAGCGAUGAAGAGAAAAAAGAGAGCAGGAAAAUCGAGAAAAUUGAUGAAUUUCCUAGUGAAUUCGAGUGUUGCUUUUGUACUACUAAGGAAUACAAGGAAUACAGGGACGCCGAGGACAUCAUGCCCCUGGCUACGAGCGACUUCAGGAACCCGGUGUGCCAGGAGAUGAGGUCCUUGAGGAGCAGCAGCGCGGAGGCCAGGGCGUUCGAGGCUCAGGCCUCUCCGGUCCAGGUCGGGGAUUCCGGGUCUUAUGGGGGAAAACCAUACAACGAGAGGGGAAGCGUCGACAGCUCCGACACCUACGCCAGCUGCCAGACCCAUCCGUUCCACUCGCAGGGCGACCUCACCGGCGAUCCUGCCGAGGAUGCCGAAGAGGCCCUCGCCGAGACCGACAGCAACCUUUACGUCAACCCCCUCGAGGGGGCCGACAAGUCCGGGAACGCUGCGCCCAAAAUUGAAUCCCCUGGCGACCCUCUGCCCAAACAUCGAAAGACCAGGCUGCAACAGAGCGGAAAGUUCCGCGCGCAAUUCGCCGGCGAGCAGGACACCUCGACAUCCACGAAGGAGGGCACCGUCGUCGAGGGUAACCCUCGGUACAGCGGUUUAAGAGGAGGCCACCCUUCGCCCUUCGCCCCCGUCAGCAGCCUGAUCUCGGCGAAACGGAUGCUGAACAAUCACCUCUUCGGGACGUACAGCGCAUCCAGACAGUACACGGGAGGAUCCGUGGGCAGCAAGCUGUCGAUCUCCGCGGACUCCAUAGACAGCAACACGGCCCCCUUCACCGAGCGACACCGGAUCUCAAAGUCGAUUCUGAAGAAAUCCGAGAGCGGUAACAACUAUUACGCCAACGACCGGGACUCGGACACGGAGAAGCUCAUCUCGGACAACGCGUCCGCGACGAGCGCCUGCGACGAGGACUCGACCUGCCAGGGUCUCUCAGACCCCUCGAAACGAACCAUAUCACCGCUAUUUCCGAGCCAGGGCCUGGAGGCGAUGCUGAGAACGAACGACAGCGUCAACGCGGAGCUGCGCUGUGCAGGGCGUCAGGUCGAGAGCAGAAACUGCGUCGUCAAGGCGCCCAAGUUGCUCUUCAACGACUUCCUGGAAGAAGAGAAGCACGCGAGGGACGAGACUUUGACGGAGAAGAGCAAGGAGCGCGAGGACUCCCUGGCGACCCGCUCGAAGGAGUCGGAGACGGAGAAAGAGAGCGACUCGGCGCUGAUAUGCGCCCUCCACCCGUACAAGAUGCUGAAGAGGUCCUCGGCGGAGGGCAAGAAGAGAGGCUUGUCCACCCAGAGGACUCAGAACCGCAGGAAUCCCGAACUGAAUCGUCUUCCCCCGGACUAUCGAUUCCCGUCGUAGCGCGUAAUCCGUUAAUGCUGAUCGCUGAUUAGACCUAGGGAGAGCUUAGAGCCGGCGUGAUAAGGCUAAUCGUUUUAAAGGGCCUACGAGUAGCUUCGGGCGUGGACCCGCGGCUCCUCUUCAGGGUUCUCUUCGACCGGGCCCCCAAGGUCGCCGCGGUCCGCCGCCGUUAGCUAGAUCCGCGAGCGAGUAGCUGUCGAUAUUUCUCGGUGUACGCCGUGCAGAAAUGUGGAGAUCACGCAUACGUACUUGAGGAAAACGAAAACGCAAAAAAAAAAAUGAUGGAGAGAUAAGAAAGCCGUAGCUCUUCGAGAGGCGCGUACACUCUGGGGGUAAUGUGUUUUUGCGCGUCAUAAACGGGGGGAACAAAUGUUUCCACGAGUCCACAAGGCGCUCUUCAGGGUCCGGCUUGGUUGGUUAUCUUCUGCCAGGUCCUCGAAUAUCCUUGCGGAAGUCGAGGCUUAAUCGGCUGGGAACGUCGAUCAGCUGCCGUGGCGGUCUUUUUUGCGACUUUUGCGACUUUUGCGACCUUUGUGGGGACUUUUGCGAUGCAACAAUGACAGCGUACUUUCGUUGGCAGCUACCGAGCCAGGCGCUCUUUCGUCAGGGUCGGGACGACCCUGGAGCGGAAUUCCGUUUCCGGAGAGCGUGAAACGCCAUGUCGGGGUGGCGGCCCUCCUCGCACUCGCUCAAACUCUCGCUAUGGGACUCCUCUUGGGGAUGUCGAAGGCGAAUCGCUUUUAGAGGCCGCGCCUAAGACAGGACAUGGUCGCCACCGCUUCCGCUGAAGAACGCCAACCCGAGCUUUCGACCAGCCGCGAUAUGCCUGCCACCGAAUUCGGUAGAACUUGUGAUUCCCAGUCGGGCAAAGUAUUUUUUUUUUUUUCGAUUCCGCUCGCCCGCCCGGGGAGGAACGUACCUCGUGUUUUCAACGAACGGAGAAAAUUCAUUACGAAACUGGACGGUACCCUCUUUUCGGGGAGAUUAGCCUUUUAACUGCUUCGAUGGUUUCGGUGUGCCUCCGAUGAAUGUAUCCUACGGUGCACCUGAAACUAAAAAACGUGUUCUCAUGGCGACUGUUAAGCGAUAUCAGAGUCUAGAGUUAUUCAAUCAAACAUGGUUAAGGGAAGGACGGAGGGAAAGAAGAAAUUGCCCCUAGCGAGUACAUUACUUAAUUGCAUUCGCUGUAAGUGAAGUCUUGUGUUAGAUGACUCAGCCAGGGUGGACGCGCCGGUUCGUCCCUCCUCCUUGGGGAUGAUCUGGAGACGUUUAUUUGAAGAGGAGUUCUUGGCCAUCCUUGGAAAGAAAUCCCAGGGGAGGAACGACGUGCUCUUCGAGGAACUUCGACGGUUGGGAAGAGUAUCGUCCUACUCUAUUUCGGAGGAUGCUGUUACGGAGAUACAUAUCAUGAGGAGGUCGCUCUUGUGCUUGGGAUUAAUCUGUAUACUCAGAGGAAAUUAAUUUUGUUGGCGUGUCUCUCGUUUAUUGUGCGUAUUGCGUAAACGGGGACUGGGAAUCUCCUUGAUGCGGGACCGAUUCGGGCCUAAUGUUCUACUCGGCUGUGAACACGCGUACUUUAAUGUAAUCUCCUCGUUCGUUGAAUGCUCUUGUCGGUCGACAUGAAAUCUAGGAUCCUGGGAGACGACUCGAUCUGUCCACCUUGGCUGGGCAACCCGGUACGAGUCUCUAUACCGGUGAGCCAAUUUUAUCAGAGAUAUUAAAUGAAUGUUAAGGAAAAAGUGUUUACCUCACGCACUUCCGUUAUCACUUGUAAGUCAUCGGGAAAUCAUUGAGUUUCGAGGAAACUUGUUUCGCCAUUCGACUUGUCAUCGUUCGUCAAUGCAAAUAGGAAGGAUCUGACUGAUGCAAUAAUAAAUAUAUUACUGGUCU